GUUCGCAAACCGAACCGAGCCGACAUCAAAACAAAAAAUCGCACUUUCUGGCCGUUUAGAGGAUAUUUUGUAAGUUUUUUACUCGCUCUGAACCCUAGAACGACCAAAAAUCGCGCAGAAACUCGUAUCCGGUAAAGUGUGUAGUGCGUGUACAGUGCGAACAUAAAGGUAAUGCCCAAACCGCGCGGGUCGUACGAAAGUGAAUUCGAAAUGCGUACCGACACAGCAGUUGCCGGAAAUCGUAACAACACCGGCGGAGGUUCGGUUACUACGGAACAUGCAACCGAUCCAGCCAGUUUGGUGGACGUUGAUACCUACCGGCGGAUUAUGAAAAGCUUCAUGGAUAUGAGACGGUACCAAACAGCACUGUUUUGGGCGGAAAAAGUAACCGUUCUCAGCAACAAUGAACCGAAGGACGUAUACUGGCAGGCCCAGUGCAUGUUUCUGCUGCGGGAAUAUCAUCGAGCGGCGUACGUUAUUCGAAGCCGCGGGUUGGACAAACAGAAUCUGCUUUGUCACUAUUUGGCGGCAGAAUGUCUAGCCGAGGCAAAGGAGUACCAGGAAGCACUAGACGUUUUGAAUUCGGUGGACUGUGAGGUACUUGCGAAUAGUAUCGCUAAUGUGAGCCAAAGAGAUGAUUCAAGCACACGGAACAGUUUGGUGUUUGAGGAACCGAACAAAAGCGAUUUACUCGGAUCGAUUUAUUUCCUGAAAGGAAAGAUUCUGGAAGCGAUGGAUAAUCGUGUGUUGGCUAUGGAUUGUUACGUUCAAGCGCUGCACAAAUCGGUGUACUGCGCGGAAGCGUUAGAUGCAUUGAUUCAGCACGAGAUGCUGAUGGCCUGGGAGGAAAAGGAACUCAUGCAACAUAUUCCGCUGGAACAGCAGUGCUCGGAAGCGGAGAGCAAGAUUUUGAAGCGGUUGUAUGAAAGUAAGCUGAAAAAGUAUUACGAAUCGAUUGCUCCGCAAACCAACCUCGAGCAGACCCCUGUUGGAACGAUGAGUACGAAUUUACUGCACGAGCUGACGGAAAAAAUGAAAAACAGCAAGAACAUCGAAAGCAACAAGUCCGCAGCAACGGCAUCCGCUUUACCCAAGUGCUUCACAACGCCCGUUCCGAAUAAAAUCAUGUCUCCGGCUAACAAAAUUCUGGACGAGUUGAAGAAUUCACCAUCCUAUCUGAUACAGUCGUCUCUGUCGAAGGCAUCAUCCGUUGUUGGUUCCGGUGGAGCUGGUGGCGGUAAUGCCAAUUCCAAACCCGCAGAUACUCCGUAUCGAAUAAAUCGACCGGUCAGUAUGCAGAGCCCCUCGGCAAUCAACGUCCAGAGUUGUUUCGAUCGAUUGGAGAGCUGUGUGGAUUUGGUCGUGUCUAAGGCGGAGAAGUUUUUCUACAACUGCGACUACAAAAAGUGUAUCAAGGUCAUCGAUGAGUAA
This is a messenger RNA of Topomyia yanbarensis, 1431 nucleotides long. RefSeq names its product cell division cycle protein 16 homolog. The transcript has 2 exons. NCBI's taxonomy places the organism in Eukaryota, Metazoa, Arthropoda, Insecta, Diptera, Culicidae. The record is from RefSeq and is a predicted model, not a curated record. Gene Ontology annotation, biological process: cell division. Gene Ontology annotation, molecular function: protein binding. Bases 172 to 1431 code for a protein of 419 amino acids.